CAGAUACGGUCGACUCCUGCACUCUACACGUUCGAGGUAGAAAACCUUCACCUGAGCCAAAAGGGAUUUUUUCUCCACAAGCAGUUGGGAAUUUAGUGCGAGGAGAGCCCAAACAAGGAGCCUCACAUACUUAAGACUGACGGAAGGAGAACCUGAACUACUUUCAAGAUGUCCGAGCACUCACUGACCUCCAUAGUACGCGAGGCCUACACUAAACACAGUGUUCUGUGCGACUUAGUGUGCCGAGAGAACAGCGAGAACCUGACAGCCGAACAGAGCGCCAUCUUCAGCCAACUGAGUGAAGAGACUAGGAAAAGGUACUAUGGGUCUGGCAUUGUCAUCCCAGAAAAGUUGGAGGGCAAGCGCGUGCUGGACAUCGGAUGUGGGUCAGGAAGCCUCGUUUUCAUCCUGAGUAAACUGGUCGGACCCACGGGCUACGUCGUGUGCAUCGACAUCUGCGAAGAACUGAUGAACAUUGCCAAGUCACAGCUUGAAUAUCACCAGAAGGCAUGGGGAUACAGUAAGCCGAACUGUGAAUUUGUUAUGUGCAAAGCAGAGGAACUAGAAUUCGAACCGAACAGUUUUGACUGCAUAGUCUCCAACGGUGUAGUCUGCUUGUGUCCAGACAAGGAACCCGUGUUCAAGUCCGCUUAUAGAGUUCUCAAGGAUGGCGGCCAGUUUUUACUGAGUGAUGUUUUCGCAGAAGUGGAUUCUCCGGCCAAGUACCGAGAGCAUGAACUAUUGUGGACUUUAGGCACGACUGGAUCAUUGCGAUGGGACACUCUGGCUGUAGAGACCAGUAAAGCUGGCUUCACAACACCGUACCUUAUGCAGGUUGGCCCUGUCAACAUUGUAAACCAAGAAGUCCUUCAAAUGUUGGAAAAUGGUCGCUUUGUCUGCGCCGGAUGGCGAUUAUUUAAGCUGGGAAAAAACGUGAAGCGGGGUGCGGCCAGAGUAACAUACAAAGGGGACAUCAGUGGAUUCCCUGAUGCUUUUAAAUGGGAUGUAGACCUUACUUUUCCAACCGGUGUGGGUGUCGAGGUGGACAGCGAAUUGGCCACCAUCUUAUCUGCAUCUUACCUGAGCAGCAGCUUUGACUUCAGCGACAUUGAGACCAACCCCGUCACCAAAAGAAACCAGAAUCCAUUCGCAUACUUGGACAAGCUGCAAGCUGAGGGACGGUUCCCCGGAUUUAUCUACAGCAUCGAAUAAAGCAAAGGGAAGAAAUUACUGACAUCGACCAACGAAUCGAACUUUAUUUUCUCUAACACAUCUACUAAGGGACUGUUAUCUUAUAUAUCUAUAUUUGUUAUAAACGUAUGAAAACGCACACGAACACACACGCCCUCCCCUCACACAUACGUAUAAUCAAUUUCCUGUAGACAUCGUUAUAAUGUUCCUUACAAGACAACAAUAUAACAUAUAUUGAUAUAUACAUAUAUUGAUCAUAUAUUGCACAAGUGAACUACUCUCUGCAUGUUUUGUUUUUUUCAAGUUCUAAGAAUGAAGUUUUAUAUUAUUAAAGACCGACCAUCACAUUUUAAAAAAUAUAACAUGGCCUUAUUUUCUUUAAUAAUGUUUCCACUUUUGUGCAUAUAGCAAUACACAUUGAUAGAUAAAAGGCAGCGUUUGUAUAUUGUUGGUAACGUAUGCCGUGUAAAUUUAGAGUGUGGAUAUCUUAUCAAACGUCAAGUGUUGUGAGAAAGAUACUGGCGUCCGUUUCGGGUGCGGAAACAACCUGCAAGAAAGUAUCUGUAUGGAAGCAGUUUUCCAGAAUAUUACACAACUCGCAAGGUAGAUAAUUGCUAUGACUGUUUUUAUGUGCAUGUAAAUGUUAUUCAAAUGAAAGAGUAAAUAGUUUGUACUGCCAUCAACAAACACCAACAACACCUGCUGAAGUUUUUUUUUUUCUUUUUUACUUUACAAGGUAAGUUAACAAAACGGAAAUUAACUCAUUUUACAUAAAAUCAUAUGAAAACAUAAAGCAGAAAAUCUAUUUUUUGACCAGCUAUGUUCUGUUAUAAUUAUAUAACAGUUAUACUAGUAACACUAGUUAUAAGCAA
Messenger RNA from Pomacea canaliculata, 2063 nucleotides. RefSeq names its product arsenite methyltransferase-like. NCBI's taxonomy places the organism in Eukaryota, Metazoa, Mollusca, Gastropoda, Architaenioglossa, Ampullariidae. Gene Ontology annotation, molecular function: methyltransferase activity. The coding region runs from base 169 to 1212 and encodes 347 amino acids. The transcript has 10 exons. The record is from RefSeq and is a predicted model, not a curated record.